Talpa occidentalis (Iberian mole) is the source of this 1540-nucleotide messenger RNA. It is a transcript of the gene CUNH6orf118, whose product is annotated as chromosome unknown C6orf118 homolog. NCBI's taxonomy places the organism in Eukaryota, Metazoa, Chordata, Mammalia, Eulipotyphla, Talpidae. The transcript is spliced from 10 exons. The coding region runs from base 1 to 1458 and encodes 485 amino acids. The record is from RefSeq and is a predicted model, not a curated record.
AUGGCGGAGCAGGAGCCCCGGGAGGCGCGGGCGCACCUGCCCUGGAGGCACUGCGAGGCGCCGGGCGUGCACACGCUGUGCAACCUCACGCCGCUGCUGGACAAGCUGCAGAAGGGCCACCGCGACGACGUCCGGCUCUACACCUCCGGGCACCUGAACCCCGACAAGCUCUACAGGCCCCCCGAGACCGUGCUGCAGCACUGGGCCAACGCGCGCCGGCCCCCGGCGGAGGCGGGCCCGCGGGCGGAGGCGCCGAGCGCGCGGAGGGUGGCGCGCAUGAAGGCGGCGCUGGCCUACUUCACGGUGCGCACGGCCCUGAGCCCCCGCGACGGCCACGGCGCGCCCCUGUUCCGCUACCUGCACCCCGCGGGGCCCGCUUCCGACGACGACCUGGCCCUGCGGGCGUGGCCCGCGGGGCGCCUCCCGGGGCGGCGGGGCGCGGGGGAGCCGAGCGCGCCCGAGGUGGAGGUCCUCCGGUACCGGAGGCCGCUGUCCAGCCGCCAGUGCGCCGCGGCGCCCCCGGGCCCCGACAGGUUCCGGCGCGUCGACUCCUACCUGGCCGGCGUCACCAGGGCGGACCAGCACCGGCAGCUCCUGCGCUUCCAGAAGGACGUUCUGGCCAAGCAGGACCUGCUGGACAACGACUUCACCGGGCGCAAGGCCGCGCUCGCCCACGAGAAGAAGCUGGAGCGGGGCCUCCAGAAGCUGUGCGUCUGCGCCCCGCAGGAGCUCGGCCGGCUGUCCGUCUUCUCUGAUGUCUUUGAGGACAUUUGCAGCAGCUCUCUGAUAUUCGGGGAGAUCUUGAAGGAAAUCAAGGACGAAUACGAGCUCUACAUGGCCAUCCUCCUGGAGACAUGCCCCACGGAGCAGCAUGAGGCGUUCCUGGACUUCCUCCAGGGGAUGGAGAGGCGCCCCGUGAGGACCCCCGAGGUGCAGCAGGCCCGCGAGCAGCUGCGGCAGCUGGUGACGGCCGUGCAGGCCGCCCUGGCGCGCAACGACGGGCUCCGGCGUGAGUUGGAGACGGAGCAGACGCUGCUGGACGCGGCCCGGGCGCAGGCAGAAUUAUCUGACAAUGUAACGGACGAGGAGAGCCUUACUCUUAUUCAGAAGGUUGAAAAGAAGAGGUGUGAGAUACACAAUAAAUGGGAUGAAAUCCAAGCCCUUGAAAGAGAAAUUAAAGCAACUUUGAUUCAUACUGAAGUUUCCAAUAUCACCGAGAACGCAAUUAAAAGCAUAGAGACGGAAACGCUAAAGUUAGAAACAGCAAAUAGGAUCUUAAGGAAGAACAUAAAUAUCAUCGAGACCUACGUGAGGAAGAGCCUGAGGAAGAACAGGAUAAGCGAGCAGGACCAGGAGAACAUCUGGACAUUUAUUAACCAAUUUGUAAAGGAAACAGACAGUAAUUCCCCAGACCCUGCAAAAGUGACCAAUGAAAACUUACAGCCGCCGUGUACGUAGCGUGGAUGUUGGCAGAUGCGCGGAUUAAUGAAGAUGCAUUUCAUUGUGUCAGUUUUCAUUGCUAAUAAAGUCAAUGUGGUGU